Messenger RNA from Fusarium falciforme, 462 nucleotides. RefSeq lists its product as hypothetical. Lineage: Eukaryota; Fungi; Ascomycota; Sordariomycetes; Hypocreales; Nectriaceae. The record is from RefSeq and is a predicted model, not a curated record. Bases 1 to 462 code for a protein of 153 amino acids. The transcript is spliced from 2 exons.
AUGUACAAAGAAUUCUGGGACAACGUCGGCACCAUCUCCACUCGCACCUUCAAGGAGUGCAGAAGCCAACGCGGCGAAAGCACCGACCGGGAGCUUCACGCCAACGAGGAGCGCUCGAUCAGUUGGGAGUACAGAACCACACGCAAUAAGUACGUCAGCCCCAACUACUUUGACUGGAAUCUCUUUGGUGGAGAUUGGGUCAAGGCCCAUGGUGCUUGCGUCCGCAACUACGACAGUCGCCAGCUUGCCCGUCAUGACGCCUACAACCGAGAGUACCUUGUGACACUGGCACGACGUGGAGUCCUUCGCUUCUCCGAGACCGAGACUCGAAUCAAUCCCGACAUCCGCAGUGAGGAUCGGCCCACCAAGGUGAAGACUGUUCUUCUCGCGGGCACAUACCUUGACGAGACUGCCGCCUUUUACGGCGUAGCAAGACAUGGCACCCGGACUGAGAAAAGAUAG